AAGAACACGAUGAUAGCUAGAUUGAUAUGUCGUAGCCUCAGAAACAGAGAGGAAAACCAGAGAGGAAAAUGGCUUCUCUGCGUGUUGUGUUUCGUCACAUACACAUAAACAUGAACCACUGCUACUCCACUUCACCACGACCCAUGGGUGGUUUACUCCUCCACCGUCGCGACACGUGGCGGCGGCGCUGCAACAGUGUUAAACCCCGUGCAUGUUCAGACAAUCAUCACCGCAGUUACAGAGUAGUGCUGAACAAAGAUGAACGGUUAGGAGAGCGUGUUGGUCACAACAACACUACCGAGCUCGGAAACUCGACGACGACCAUUGCGGCCAUCGUAACAUCCUUGGGGGGCCCACCCGCCGCCGUCGGAAUAGUUCGCCUCUCGGGUCCUCACGCGGUGUCCAUAGCGGGUCGAGUGUUCAGACCCGGCCGGAGCACGUGGCGGCCCACCAGCCAUGUGGUGGAGUACGGCGUGGUCUUCGACUCCGACGGGAACGUCAUCGACGAGGUUUUGGCGGUGCCGAUGCUAGCACCGAGGUCGUACACUCGGGAGGACGUGGUUGAGCUUCAAUGUCACGGGAGUGAAGUGUGUCUCCGUCGCGUGCUCAGAACUUGUUUGGAAGCUGGAGCAACACUAGCUCAACCAGGUGAGUUUACUCUGCGUGCUUUUCUUAAUGGGCGGUUGGAUCUAUCCCAAGCUGAAAAUGUUGCGAAACUUAUCGCAGCCAAAUCCGUGGCUGCUGCAGAUGCUGCGCUGGCGGGAAUCCAGGGUGGUUUCUCUUCUCUUGUCAGAUCGUUGAGAAUUCAGUGCAUUGAGUUGCUCACUGAGAUUGAAGCUCGUUUGGAUUUUGACGAUGAGAUGCCGCCUCUAAAUUUGAAUCAGAUUAUGGAAAAAAUACAUAAUAUGUCCCGAGAUGUUGAGAAUGCAUUGGAAACAGCAAAUUAUGACAAGCUUCUGCAAUCUGGAUUACAGAUAGCAAUUGUUGGCCGUCCAAAUGUGGGCAAGUCAAGCCUUCUUAAUGCUUGGAGCAAAAGUGAGAGGGCAAUAGUCACCGAAAUUGCUGGAACCACUCGUGAUGUGAUUGAAGCAAGUAUUAGCGUUAAUGGGAUUCCUAUAACCCUUCUUGAUACUGCAGGCAUCAGGGACACUGAUGACAUUGUUGAAAAGAUUGGUGUAGAACGAUCUGAAGCAGUUGCUAGAGGUGCUGAUUUAAUUAUCAUGACUGUGAGUGCUGUUGAAGGGUGGACAGCUGAAGACACCAAACUUCUUGAAAGGAUUCAGUCUACUAAGGAAUCAACUGGAUCUUCCACCCCCGCAAUCCUUGUUGUCAACAAGAUAGAUUGUAAACCUUGUGCUGAGACUGAAUGGGACAAAGGGUGUCAUGGUCACAAUUUUUUCAGUAAAAGUGUGUUUACAUGUGCUGUAACUGGUCAAGGAUUACAAGACUUAGAGAGCACAGUUUUAGAGAUGGUGGGUCUGGAUGUAGUUCCUGCUGGAGGUCGCCGAUGGACUGUCAAUCAGAGACAAUGUGAACAACUUGUUCGGACCAAGGAAGCACUUUCAAGGUUACAAUCAUCAAUAAGGGAGGAACUACCUCUGGAUUUUUGGACAAUUGAUUUGAAGGAUGCUGCAAUGUCCCUUGGACAGAUAAAUGGAGAAGAUAUAUCAGAAGAGGUGUUAUCAAAUAUAUUUGGCAAGUUCUGUAUUGGUAAAUAAAUAGAUACAAGGUAUGUGCUUGGUGAUAUUAAGCAUGAUUUUCAGCAUAUUUUAUCUUCAUCCUUUCAAUUGUAUAUGGGACGCUAGAUUUCAUCUAGGUUAAGCACGCCUCAUGAAUUCAUUCUUUAAA
Molecule: messenger RNA, 1848 nt
Organism: Lotus japonicus
Lineage: Eukaryota; Viridiplantae; Streptophyta; Magnoliopsida; Fabales; Fabaceae
Exons: 9
Coding region: 69-1718 (549 amino acids)
Biological process (GO): tRNA wobble uridine modification; tRNA methylation
Cellular component (GO): cytosol; cytoplasm
Molecular function (GO): GTP binding; GTPase activity; protein binding
Source: RefSeq, a predicted model, not a curated record